AUGUCGAGUGUGAGCCCGUGGGUGGAUUGGGCGACGGGAUGGCUGUCAUGGAACGCUUCGUGGCCUCGGUGGCGUCUGUCCUGCAAGCAUCGGGAUCUGAUCGAGGCCGCUGCCAGCACGACCCGCCAUAUUGUCGAUCUGGUGUCGCAAUUCUCAUCAGUGCACGACCGGAUUCCACAAGUCGAAUUAGGUGAUGCGAUUGCGCUGUGUGGACAUGACUCCCUAAUGUGGGAGUAUGUUCUGCCGGACGCACCGGAGAAAAGGAGGAAGCUUACGCGGAAGAGUGAGCAGUUUUUGCUGGAGGUACACGGGGUGUGGCAUUCUAUCAGGCAUACGCCCGACGAGACGAAAGCUAAGGCACGGUGCGGAGAUUUACUGCUGGUGAUUGGAGAAACAGGCGGUUUGGGCGAGAGGGUUCGAACCGGAGAAGAGGUCAAGGAUGCUCUGAGACAGCACAAGGUGCCUAUGGAUUCACACCGUUGGUAUGUUGAGAUUCGAGAGGAAUAA
Molecule: messenger RNA, 507 nt
Organism: Penicillium manginii
Lineage: Eukaryota; Fungi; Ascomycota; Eurotiomycetes; Eurotiales; Aspergillaceae
Exons: 2
Coding region: 1-507 (168 amino acids)
Source: RefSeq, a predicted model, not a curated record